Messenger RNA from Neltuma alba, 2410 nucleotides. Its product is annotated as protein CYCLOPS-like. Gene Ontology annotation, cellular component: nucleus. Gene Ontology annotation, biological process: arbuscular mycorrhizal association. The record is from RefSeq and is a predicted model, not a curated record. Lineage: Eukaryota; Viridiplantae; Streptophyta; Magnoliopsida; Fabales; Fabaceae. Gene Ontology annotation, molecular function: sequence-specific DNA binding. Bases 481 to 2034 code for a protein of 517 amino acids. The transcript has 11 exons.
ACCUUUCAGUUUCACCCCUAGAUGCCACCAUUCUGUCCCUAGGUUUCUAAAAUAUCUACAUGCAAGGGUAUCACUAACCAUAGUCAUCCUCAAAACUUUGUGAAGUUUCACAGUCAGUUUAUAAAAUUCUCAAGGAUAAAAUAGUUCAUCUCCGGGGUUAGUUGGAUAGUAAGUUGAUUAACCUCAAGUUACGUACCUUUUUUGGGAAAGAAUUAUAAAGGUGCAUAUGCCAGGUUGACAGAGUUCAAAGGUGUGCAGGCUUAUGGCAUUGUGGGGUUGAAUUUCGCUGAUGAUAUAACCAUAAAGGUGUGAUCUUUUAUGUCUAAACCUUCGUUUUGGAAAAGGGUUUGGUAUGGUUAAUGACAGUGGUUUCAGCUUACUAUUCUAUCCUGUAACCUGAAAGUACUAAUAAAAACUUGAGUUUAGGACGGUCUCAAGAAGAUUGAAGCAGUUGGAAGGCGGAAUCAGAGGAAGAAGGAGAUGGAAGGAAGGGGGUUUUCUGGGCUAUAUAAGAACACAAGUGAAGAGUUGUUUCUGAAGACAGUGAUGGAAAGUCCUCUUGGAAUGCCAGCACCAACCAUGGAGAUGUUGGGUUUCAAGGCCGUUUCUCAAAGUUUUCGCACGGACAGUGAGGAGCUCUUCAAACGCUGGCUAACAAAUGGAGAGGCUUACAAUUCAACAAGCAUCGGACAUAAUAGUCGAUUAUCACAGAGGAUAUCCACUGACCUAGCCAAUUUGUCUAAUCCACAACAUGUUGGUGUGAUUUCAGAGGAAAAAAGCAAUGAAAAAGUAUAUACACAAGAAAACCUUAUGGUCGAUGAUGCUUCUUUUGAUUGUAGUGAAACUCCAAUCAGAGAUGCUGCUGAUAGAGAGCUGCAAGCUGGUAACUUGUUUCUGGCAAAGGCUUGGUUCCUUAGUGAUCAGCGAAUGACAAGAAGCCGGUCCUCGGAAUUGAGGCGAAGGUAUGUUGAAAUGCAAAAUGCACAAGCAACACAAGGUAUGGAGCCCAUACCCCUGGUCCCUCGUGAUGGCGUUGCUGAAACAUUGAAACAAGAAGGUUCAAAUGUAAAUGGCUUUGGUUACCUUUCUCCUUGCGAGCUUCCAAACCAGAAGGCUACCUUCAUGUCUCCAUCAAACUCAUCUUCAUCUACCUUCAAUACACCACGAAUGGGUGAUGCAGAUAAAGUUUCAACUUGUGUGAGCAUGCUAAAAGGUACAUUGGAACGUAAGAGACUCAGCAAUCAUAUAGAGAAAGAAGCUGCAGAGGAUAGCUCCAAUGGCAUCUUUGGUGCUCAAAGUGAUUUUGCCAAAACUGUUUUUAUGGAAGGACAAGAAAACUGGAUUUAUCAGAUGCAAAUAAAUUUCCGAGGAGCAUCUAAUGGUGAAGUUAAGGACCGUGGAGUUCCACAAACGCUUGAAGGAUCUAUGAACCUUGACAUGGAUAGUUUUGCAAAUCAGACAAACGCAAUAUGUGUUGGAACAGCUUCGCGAGAACCAUCUCAAAGUGAAUCUUCUGCUGCUGCACCAGUAGUUUCAUCUGGUUUAGAUGCAAUUGAAGGUCCAAGCAUCUCAAGUCAAACACCAUGUGAAAACACAUGGAAACAAGUGGGAGUGAGUAAAAAUUCAGAAAAUAGAGUCAAAGGUUUCAGAGAACAGAUAAUGGAUAAUCUGAAAGAUGAUCGGAAGAGGAGAAGUCUAGAAAGAUAUGGAUCUGUAACAUCAGCUGUAUCAGAGGACAAGGGGGAUGCCACAAAAAAGCGGCGAGUGGAGCGAUCAAGGAAAAUGGCUGAGGCGAAGGAAAGGAAUUCGACGCCACCAGUUCCAUCAGAUAUGCAAGCUGUCUUGAAGCGAUGUGAAAACCUUGAGAAGGAAGUUAGAUCCCUUAAACUUAAUCUGUCCUUCAUGAACAGGAAGGAUUCUGAGCAAACAAAGCAGAUAGAGGAACUUCAAAAGCAAAACGAAGAAUUAGCAGAUGAAAAGGAGCGCCUUUUAGAGGAAAUUGAAAGGAUUGUAUCAGAAACCGGCAAGAUUUAAUAUUUGGUUUCAAUCCCAUUAAUCUUUUACCUUCCUCAGAAACAAUGUGGUAGCCCAGACAGGCUGUGAUAAAGGGGAAAAACAAUCACCACGAAGUCAAGAGUUUUAGCGACCUGAUUACCUGAGAACCUCCGGAGUCUCCGCAAAACAUUUGUUUAUCUCUGAAUGUCACUGGCAUGCCCAUGUAAUAGUGAAAUGCUAAGUCUUAACAGUUAUCAAUGUUUGUGAUUUUGGAAGCUCGGUCUAGAAUACGAUUCCAAAAUUUUUUUGACAAAUCUUAGCAUGAAAUCCUCAUAUAUGUAAGAAAAAUUAUCACUGACAGAAAGACAUGACACUUCGACGAAAACUAGGAUAUUCAAGCGGUGAACUUUGAAUU